AUGGCCCAACGUUCGCUCUCCUCGGCGUACGGGGUCGCGUCCGCAUCUGGCGAUCCACUCUAUGACAAUUCGCCAAGAGCCAUCAAGGACUACGAUGUCCAGUCCCAAGCACAGCGCGCCACCUGGGAUCCCAGCCCUUCCGACCCUUACGCCGAUCGCCAAUCCGCUUUCCAGCAUCAGAGACCUGCGCCGUACCCGUACGAGCCCCGUCAUCCUUCCGAUGCAGACUCGCUGCGUGGCUCUACUGCCCACUAUCACCACGGCGCCCAGCACUCACACGUUCAUCAUCAUCCUUACAACAACCCUUCCCAUGCCGCAGGAUCCCUCUAUGCCUCAUCCUCCCGGCAAGCCGACCUAAAUCACAGGCAUGUGUCCCGUGCUGCCUGUCUAUCGUGUCGCUCAGCAAAGCGCAAGUGCGACGGCGCAAAACCCGUCUGCGGUCCAUGCGCGCUCAGAGGCGUCAAGGAUGGUUAUCCCCAGGACGACGGCGGCUGCGUCUACGUUGCCAGCAAGCGUGGCGGCCCACGCUUUAAAGGUGUCAAGGGUGCAGAAGCCACAAAGCGCAAGCUCGACGAGCGCGACAAAGGUGGCAACCUCCGAGGCGGUAGAGAUUCCAACAGCCACGACGACAUGCACUCCCAGUCUCCGCCUGAAAUCGCAUCCUACCUCCACUCGUCCACCGCGCCCUCCACCCCCCUCGACGGUCGCGCGCCAGUUUCGAUAGCCCACCUCGAUCCAUCUCGAACAGCUCCGGACUCGCUGGGCGCUACAGCAGCCAACCUUCCAAGCAUGGACGGCCCAUCCGACGCCUUCGAGCGCGAGAGAACCGCUCUUGCCACGCGCAACUUGUUCCGACCCGACUCAGCCGUCAGCGGCGGCCUCUUCGACGAUCUGUCGAUUACCAACUUCGACUUGCUCCAGAAGUUCUCCGCCAAUGAGGCUUCGGUCGGCCUCUCGCUAGCCAACUUCUAUCACAAGCUCGAGGAGUUGCCAAAAGCAGGUGUGCUCGCCAUGGCCAAUGUCGACGAACGUGGCAGCAUAGAGGUCGACCUGUCCCAGGCUCUCCUGCAAGAGAUCGAGACCGCCAACAAGUCGAGCGCCGCUGUCAAUUCCGAGCAGCAAGCACGGGCACUCCUUCAAGACUUCUACGAGCUCGUCUAUCCCGCAUGUCCCGUCUUGCCCCCGUCAGGCCACCUUUCAUCGCUGGCGUUCCAUCUAUCCGAGGACGAGUCCUCGGCGCUGCUCGCCGCAAUAUCGGCUUGUGUCGCCCUCCAGUUACCCCAGAUGGAGGCAAGACGCAUUGUCAAGGGCAGCCUCUUGUUCCAUGAUCCCGAUGACCACGAGGCCAAGGCCGAGCUCCUCGAUCUCGAACAUGCCUCUCGCGACGAGAUCGCAGCCUACCACGCCAAGUCGGCUGAAAAGCUGCUCCUCAAGAAGGUUGCGCUCUUGGCAAGAACCUCUUCCUUUCCUUCCGAGGCUGCAAAGGCCAUGGAAACCGCCAAAUUCAUGCCUAACAGCAGCGGCACUCCAGGCGGCGACAUCGAGUUGGUCCGAAUCAAGCUCGUCGCCACGCACACGCUCCUCGCCCACUUCCACUAUGGCACUUCCAACAGCCGCCGCGCCUUCCAUCACGCUUCGCAGGCAUGGAACCAUGCUCAGGCGCUCAACCUCGAUUCGAGCGAGACCGUCUCGACGUCUCCCUCCUGGUUCAGUCACACGCAAAAGUGCGAAUGGGCGCGCAGAGCCUACUGGACUUGUUACACCGCAGCCACCGUCAUGUCGUGCACUGGUGGAUUCAAGCCGCUCUCGGUGACCCGCGACAUGCCUUCGGACCUCGGUUUGCUUCCCAAUCUCCUUGGCGACCGGUCCAGCUGGAAGGUGCUCGUACGCGGCGCCCAGUUCGUAUCUAGAUCAUACGCUACUCUGUACGACCUUGACUCGUACAAGGCGCGUCCGGAGAACAAGACGCAGGAUCCUGCUCAUCAGCCACGCGAGCAACGACGCAAAUGGGAGGUCAUCUUUGAGCGUAUGCAGAAGGUGGACGCCGACGUGAUGCAGUACGCAAGAUCCGACCCAGUCUGGAGCGACGAGAGCUGUUUCGAGCCCAGCGUCGGUCUUUCGCGACGUGUCGAGGAGUUCGAGGAGGAGAAUGAAGUACGGCUCAGCCGCAGUCUGCGUGUUGCAGGUAAGCUCAUGACCAGCGGAGCUCUCAUCAUCCUGCAUCGCGCACAAGCCUUUGCCAACGCACGCAUCUUUGUGGCGCCAACCUGCGGUAUACCCGGCGCCUGCGAAGACUUCAGCGACACGGCAUCUGACAACGGCAGCAGGACCAGAGGCGGUCCGGAUCGGCUGUGGCACCGCGAAGCCGAAGGGCUUCCGCCUUCAGGUAAAGCGGCGCAGAGCGAUGAGCACAGCCACGGCUUCGAUGCGCCUGCCUCUUCCAAGGUAACCACUGCCAGCCGGUACAAGCGCUCACGGAGCGCCAGCAGCCUGAGCAGCAGCAAUGCAGGAAGCGUCUCCAAGAGUCAGGUCAGCUCGACGUCUUCUGGCACGGAAGCUGCUCACGCCACAUAUACCCCUUGCGGCAUCCCAGUCAAAUUCAACAGUGGACCCUUUGAACCUUCCGACUCCCUCGACCGAUGCCGGUUUGCCGCCGGUGUCAUGUACCAGCAACUGGCGCACAUCAACUCGAGCACCUUUCGUCUGGGUAGACGCGAAUCGAUGGCGCUUCUCCCUGUCGAAGCUGUUCAUGGUCGUGAGAACCGCGAGCAGUGGUCAGCCCCCUCUCUGCCUCCCUUUUCGGCGUGUUCGCUGGUUCUCGCAGCCUACGUGCUGCUCAUGGAGACGCUUCACGCGCAGAUCGCUGCGGGUCUCGAAGAAGACCUUGAUUUCACCAACACCGACUCGCUCGACGUGCAUGAGGAGAGUCUGUUUCAGCUCUCGCCCAUUCUGCAGCCCGAUCCUCACCGAACAGCCAAGGUCCCGCAACUCGCAGGGCGCCAGGCUUACAUGCUAGCCAUCAAGCUCAGAUCGUGCAUCUUGCAGAUCGAAGCGGCAUUGGACAAAUUCAGCAGAGCAUGGGAGAUCGCCAAAGGAUACGCGCAGGAAGUUAAGUUGCUGUUGGAGGUCAACCAGUCGUUGUUCUCUGGGACCGUGGCGCAGAUCAAGUCGUAG
This is a messenger RNA of Pseudozyma hubeiensis SY62, 3174 nucleotides long. Its product is annotated as potential fungal zinc cluster transcription factor. The record is from RefSeq and is a predicted model, not a curated record. Gene Ontology annotation, biological process: regulation of DNA-templated transcription. The coding region runs from base 1 to 3174 and encodes 1057 amino acids. Gene Ontology annotation, molecular function: zinc ion binding; DNA-binding transcription factor activity, RNA polymerase II-specific. The transcript has a single exon. Lineage: Eukaryota; Fungi; Basidiomycota; Ustilaginomycetes; Ustilaginales; Ustilaginaceae.